AUGUCAUAUCUACCACUUAUCUUAUGUUUACUCUUGGUUGCACCAACACUAUCUCGUCCUCAAGGGGAUGGCACAGCCACGGGCUCAGUAGUCAGCCAAAUGGGUGGAGGAGCAGCGGCCGAUCCGAUAGCAGCUGCAGCCAGUCCUGUGGCAGCGGCUAGUCCGUUAGCUGCUCCUGUAGCACCAGCUGUUGCACCGGCAGUUGCGCCAGUCGCUCCGGUUGUUGGACUUUGA
Bursaphelenchus okinawaensis is the source of this 234-nucleotide messenger RNA. The record is from the annotation of a GenBank genome assembly. NCBI's taxonomy places the organism in Eukaryota, Metazoa, Nematoda, Chromadorea, Rhabditida, Aphelenchoididae.